Messenger RNA from Aspergillus thermomutatus, 558 nucleotides. RefSeq lists its product as uncharacterized. The transcript has 2 exons. The coding region runs from base 1 to 558 and encodes 185 amino acids. The record is from RefSeq and is a predicted model, not a curated record. Lineage: Eukaryota; Fungi; Ascomycota; Eurotiomycetes; Eurotiales; Aspergillaceae.
AUGACAGAUCAGUCCAAGAAAAGACGCGCAGCCGUAACUGCCACGACAGGCUCGGACAGCAAGCGACCCCGCCGUGCAAAGCCUGAAGAUAGCGACUCGGAUGAGCCCAUCGCGCUCGACCAGAUCCCCCCUCACCCCCCAUCUCCACCGCUGCCGAGAUCUACCCGCGCCACCGCUCCGGCCCCAGCUGCGCGCCGAGUCGCUCCCCCACUGAUAUCCACCGGGUCCAUAGUAGCGACCUACUCGCCCUGCAUCCGGUGCGUCAAGAAAUGGACCGAGGAUGACUCGACCAUAUGCCACCGCGACGCUGCCCUCGGGAAGUGCCGUUCCUGCAGCAGAGCCGGGGUGGAAUGCAGCAGGCUUCCCCCUCCCUUUUACGGCCCGUUCUCAGCGGCCCAGAAACUUACUGGUCGUGCGCGACGGAGAGCAUGCGUUGGGAUGAAGAACGCUCUGGAGGCGUAUGAGCGUAAGAAUGACGAGGGGACACCUACUAGGGAAAAUGCUUCGGCAAAGAAGGAAGAGGACAAGCUGGCGGCCAAGGGAUGGGUGAUAUGUUGA